GGGAGUGGUGGAGGAGGAGGAGGAGGAGGAUGAUGCCGGAUAAGUUACCGUGGUCAAUGAUGGAGCCGAAGUUACCAGCCACGUCAUGGGGGGACAUGGCAAGGCGGAGAGGUCUGAAGGAAAUGAGGUCAUGAGCACGGGCAUGGAUAUGCUCCGCCUUCCAGCAGCUCUCUAUUCCUCAGUCUCUCUCUCUCGCUGGGUGUGUGUGUGUCUCUGUGCGAGCAAGGCCAGCCUCCGCUGAUCGGUGCUUUCAUGGCCCAAUAUUCGCGUCAUUGCUCCGCUUUUCUACGCUUCCUCGCUCCCUCUCCAUCCUGCAAGAAUCCAUGACUGUCUUGCUUGCACGGAAACUUGUGAACUCGGCGUGCAAUUUGCUCUUGAUUUGACCAAGAACCAACAGUCGACAUGGCAUCAUGGGCUAGUGGAGGACGUCUACACUUGCAUCUUCUUCAGGAACUCUUGUAAUUUAUUUUGGAAUGGAAUGCAGGAUCACGAAAUGCUGUUUCAGUGUUGAUAUUGCGCAUGUACUUGAUUCCGCGGUCUGGCCUGCAAACCCACUGAUUAUGGAUGCAUAAACAUAUUAUUUGAGAGGUUUUUGUUUCUGGAAAGUGCUUGUUGCACACAGUUGUCCACUGGGAUGAAAAUGACCAGGAAUUCCCUCGAACGUGCAACUUUCUGUAAACAAUCUGCGGACGAAUUUACAAGUAGUGGAUUUUAGCACUAGAGAUGUAAAUAGAAUGGUGAGUGGCGUGGAUUGACGGCUGUUAUGAAUCUCAAACUUAUUGGUUAGCCGGUUCACGAUGAAGACAGACCUCGAGGGGCUCAGGCCUUGUGCGUCAUUUACGGAGACUUGCGUCGAGUCUCAUGGCGCUCAAUGUCAAUUGAAUGAGGAUCAGUCGGUGGGAGCCCCUUCUUUUCUCAAGAUGAUUCGUGACAAGCAUUUGCCCAACAAUGCAGGAUUUGUUCGACUACCGAGCUCGUUUAUGGAACAGCAUGGCCCUAGGAUUGGGAAUGUGGUGACUCUGAAGGGUCCUAGUGGCUGGGUUGGACAGGCGUCUGUUUCCAAUGACGAAGGAUUUGCGUUUUGUGGCGGAUGGAAGCAGUUCGUUGUUCACCACAAUAUUGGUGCAGGCGACUAUGUAGUGUGUACCCUCAUUGCUGACUCGAAGUUCUCUGUUAAAAUCUACAACAAGUUUGGCUGCGAGAAGGAUCAUCCUUCUCAUGCACUCACACCUGAGGGACCCAAAGUGCAUCUUUCGAUUUUCAAACCCUCGGAGGGAGGUCGUGAGUUUUCUCUAACAAAUCUCGGAGGUAAACGUAAAACUUUAGAUGAGGUGAAAUCUCUUUCUGGUAUUGGAAAGAAGUUGUGUAUGCAGCAGCUUGGCCUUGAGAGGUCGAUAGUUGAAGAGGGGAAUGCCGAGAUCGAGACGAAGCUACAUAUUGCAUCUGAGUUUAAGUCUGACCACGAUCCUGAUCCACAACAGAGUGUAGAUACGGUUAGAGCUUCCACACCUGUACAGGUAGGGCCUUUAUCAGAAGACUAUUCCAGCUCAGAGUCGGAGAAAAGAAAUGUGGAAAUGGAGGAGAUCGAUGAUAUCGAUGAUUGUAACAAAGCGAUUGUAAGAAAGCGGGCUCAUCGAGCAGUUUAUGAAACCGAGAUGCGGAGGUUUAUGGCUAUGGAAGCUGCACAGGCAUAUGAGACGGCUAACCCAAGAACGAUGCUUGUAGUGAACAAAACGGCGAUUACCAAAAGUCAAUCGUACUUUUCUUCUGUAUUCGCUCGGAAGUGGUUUCCAGAGGAGAGAGCACAAUUGCUCUUAAUUGACGACGCUGACAAUAAAUGGGCUGUUACGUUUAUUCCUACUGCAUCGCACAUGGUUCUAGGUGCUGGAUGGGCAAAAUUUGUGCGUGAUAAUAAGCUUGAAAAAGGAGACGUUGUUGUUUUUGAGCUCAAGAACCCAAACACUCUUACUCUUACGGUUCAUAUCUUCCGCGUCAAGGAUUAUACCUUUGUCAGAGUAGCUAAUCUCGGCAGGACCAAACAUCCUGACAGUAGCAUGGUCUCCACCCCUUCUAAGACUGACAACCUUUCUGGUAAUGCACGAGUGAAGCACACAGCUGAAAGUCGAGAAGAUAACCAAUCUCCAGGUACAAGUGAUAUAACUGAGCUAAAAUCACAAUCUCCGAUGGCACCUCAGUACGCUGCUGUUGCAAAGUAUUUUGCCAAUCGAGCCUCACCAUCCAUAUAUGGCAAUCAGAAAGUCUGUGAUGGCGUAGUGCAAGAGAGUGAACCGCAGAAAGCAAACGAAACCAACAGCACGGCAGAGGAAUGUGGAAUUAUACGACAUAUUGGAGAGUCAUUCACAAUAUCAAAGCAAGGACUGCAUUUUCUGAUGCCAGGAUCACAGUCUAGGGAGAGAGAGGAGACAUUGGUGGAGUUGAAUGAUAAGAUUAGUGCUUACUCAACGCAGAAAAAUCUUCAAACAGCAGCACCUUUCACUGCAUUGCCAAGCGGAAUCAGUGAAAUUCAAUGUUUCUACUCUCCUGCAACGCACUCCCCACAACAGCUACAGUCAUUGUUAGCCCAGCAGGAGCAGAUAGCUGAUGGUAUGCCUGCACAUUUAGGUGGGACUGUGUUCUUGGCUCCUCAAGGUCAAAAACCAUGUUCGACGCAAGUGCAAGACAGGACAACUAUUAUGAACUUGCAGCCAAAUCAACCUCUUGAAACUUCGCAACUGGACGAAAGCCAUACUGGAGUUACUGUUCCUCCUGGAUUACCGAAAGAAGUGGAAUUUCCCAGAAUAAUGAAGGACGAUCCACCUGCAAGACCUAGGGAAAGGUGGGAAAUUAAACCUCGACGACCUCGGCCACCAACAGAUGCUGAGAGACAGAGGGCAAUGGAUGAAGCAUCUGAAUUCUGGACACCCAAUCCUCAUGUUAUGGUUGUCUUGAAGCCUUCACAGGUCUAUGCGGGGUUUUCACUGACAUUAAGAUGCGCGGCCUUGCCUGAUGAAACAAGAGAUGCGACUUUGGUAGACUCAACCGGCCAAACUUGGAUGUGCAAGUGGCUUGUAAACCAUUCGGGGAGGCGGCUGAGCGCUGGUUGGAAAAGAUUUGCAGUCGAUCACCUUUUAGAAGAAGGAGAUGUCUGCGUAUUUGAGAUGAUUGAUCGUAUAAACCUUACGCUGUUGAUAAACAUUUUUAGGAUUGAGUUGGAUGAUCAUAUCUCAGAGCCAAUAGAAAUACGAAAAAGCGUGGAAUUGCGAAGACCUCCUGCAGAUCCCACAAAGAGAAAACGAAAGAGUAGAGCAAAACCAAAGGGAUUGGGACCUCCUGUACCCAAGUUGCCUGCAUAUAGUGGUUGCCGAAUGGAAAAGCUUGGAGGGAGUAGUCCGUUGCCAAGAGGAGCUAAUGUGCUGCCCAAUAUGCCAAGCUACAAAUAUACAGCACUUCAGUCCCGGAGACGCCCUGUGACGAUGGAGGAGAGGAGGAGGACAGAGCUGGGUGCGCGGAACUUAAACACCAAAAAUCCAAGUGUGACAGUUGUCAUGCGAAACUCAAGUGUUUAUUGUCACUUUCUCGUGUCUAUACCAAGCGCAUUUGCUAAGCAGUGGCUUCCAAGGAAACUUGUUAGAGUGACACUCGUGGAUUCAGGGGGUCAGAAAUCGACCGCACGCUGGGCCGGAAAUCGAAAGAAGAGUGCCUGUUUGAAAAGCUUCAGAGAAUUUUCCCUAUCUCAUUGUUUGGAAGAAGGAGAUGCUUUGGUGUUUGAGCUCAUGGAUCCGAAUCCAAACAACCCGGUCUUCCUAGUUCAUGUUUUCCGUGUGGUAGAGCUACCAAGUACUCGAAUGUCGCCCAAAGACUGGGAGACUCAUUAUAAGUUGGAUGUCAUGAUAGGUACGAUGAAACCUGUAGUCCCUCUUCAAGCAUACCAAAGGCGCUAUGAUGGUCAGUCUCGCAUGCUGCAAGCGAACCAGCCAUUAAGUUCAGGUUCUGAGGAUGAACAGGAUGAACCCUCUGGAGUAUCAUUGCAGCCUCCAAUGUUGUCUGAACUUUCUCCAAAAUCCAAAACGAAAGCUAUCUAUUCGGCCCUUGUGAAAAGAAAGACUAUUGGUAACAAGGAAAAUGGAUACUCAGAUCCCGUUCAACAUGACUUAGGAGAGGAUACUUCUAGUACAGUUGAGAAACUGGCUCACACAGCACAAGGGCAGAUUGAAAACUACGCGGAUAAAGCAACCCAUAUUUUCCAAUUAGAGAGGUUGGGGAGGCAGCAAAUUUCCCGUGAUAUUAUGCCUAUCUUUAAAAAAAAUCCCAGAAUUGAUGCAGAUGGGCCUGAAGCAGUGAUUGCUGGUCUCUCUAAUCAAGCAUGUAGGGAGCAAGUAGAGCAUGUUCAUGACAAACCAGAUUCAAAGGCAGGCUUUCAUGCUUCCCAUGUAGCUGACGAUACGAGCCAAAAUGCAAAGAAUGUUAAGCCAAUGGUCCCAAAAACACCCAAGAAGGAGCCACUUGAGGAAGUUGGUCCUCCGAAAGAGGGUAAAAAGACUAGGAGAAAAACUACUCAACGCAGGGAGGGAAGGGAUGACUUCCUUCAAGUGGCAGUUGGAGAAACCUCUAAUUGGGAACCACAGGACUUAAAUCUUAGUCGGCAAGAGAAUAUUGAAAUCAGUGAUGUCCUCAGGAAGACACUGCUUGGGAGUGAACCAAAAAAUGGAGUUUCUCAACCUUUAGUUCCAUCAACGCAUGAACUAGAGCUGCUCCUCGAUUCCAACGCCUCGAGACCAGACCCUCUUUCAAGAACGAAAGAUCUCCAAGAUAACAAGCGUUUUAUUUCAGGAUCAAACUAUCAAGACCAGACAGGCAUGCAUGGAACGGAACACUCAGUUCGAAACCAAAAAGUUUCAAUCGCAGCCGACCAGCAGACUUUGGACAGAGUUGGGGCUGUCGAAAACGAGCAAUGGUUAAAGCCUAAACCAGAGCCCGUGCAUGGUGGGGAUAUCGUUCGAGGGAUGAGAUGCGAAGGUGGCAGCUGCGUUGAAAGUGGACAGCUUGAGGUGCCUCGACCAGGGAAAGAAAAGGGAGGCUUGGUGAAGGUCGAUACUACAACACAGUUCAAGCAGGUAUUCUUCGGUUCUAUUAUUGAUGGGGUGAGAUCGGAAGUGGGAGCUCAUAAUUCCGAUGCAGAAAGGAAAAGACUGUGUCAUGUGGAACAAGGACUGACCCCAAAGACCAGAGAUCGGGUAGACAGAUGGCAAUUCUUGCAGCCUGGGAUGGUCGUCAAUUCAAAUGCAGACAAGAACGUCCAAGCUAGUAAUAAUAAUAAUAACAGGAUAUCCUGGUUCAACCACCCGAGCAUUGUGAGUCAAGCUGGUAAAGCACAGGCAAGUGCGACUUGGGAGAAGAGAAGGGAAAAAUAAUGUAUCUCUUGCAGGAAGCAUUCUCAUUUACGUAGAUUUGAAUGCUCCAUGUGUAUAUAUGAAAGAGUUCUAACCGACAGGAGACUCAUCGUUUCAGAGACCAAGCAUAGUCACUACAGCUCAAUGGCACUUGGCAGGAUCGUGAACUCAUUCAUGUCAGUCAUCCUGAGGUUCAUAUCCCUAUCCAGACGGCCAGAUAGUCAUACAGGUACUGUUGAAACCAUGCCACGAGAUGAGUGAUAUUGCGGAUAACACUGUAAAUUUAUUCAACCAUCUGUUAGAUUUUGUUAUGUAUAAAUUUUAUUCCGAGAGUUUGAAAAGAGAGAUUCAGUUUUGAAUAUUCAAUAACUAAAUUAACUGUA
Molecule: messenger RNA, 5773 nt
Organism: Physcomitrium patens
Lineage: Eukaryota; Viridiplantae; Streptophyta; Bryopsida; Funariales; Funariaceae
Source: RefSeq, a predicted model, not a curated record